AUAGCGUAUCGUUUUAGUGUGUUGGAAGCGAAUAGUGAAGUGACAGCGGAAAUCGAAGAGUUAAAGAAGAAACAAAUCGCGUUAAGUGAUGAUUUGGCCAUGACGAUAAGUUGUUAUAAAGAGAAACAAGUGGAACGUAUGCGACAACUGGUUGACUAUACUGAAGAUGAGCAUGUUUUGGUGGCGAGAAGGUGA
Anisakis simplex (herring worm) is the source of this 195-nucleotide messenger RNA. The record is from the annotation of a GenBank genome assembly. Lineage: Eukaryota; Metazoa; Nematoda; Chromadorea; Rhabditida; Anisakidae.